Molecule: messenger RNA, 1071 nt
Organism: Linepithema humile (Argentine ant)
Lineage: Eukaryota; Metazoa; Arthropoda; Insecta; Hymenoptera; Formicidae
Source: RefSeq, a predicted model, not a curated record
AUGCUUCCAUUUAGGCUGGAAAGGAUUCUGACUUUAUGUCGGCCAGAGGAUUCGGAAUUAGCUUUGCUCUUAGGUGGGGACUGCGAUGAAUUUUUGAAACACGCGUUUUUCGGCAAUAUACCUGUGGCUCUAGUAGCGAAAACCAGUAGUUAUCGAUAUAACGCUCUCAAGAAUUUUGCUCUGACAAGAUACUCGCAGACCGUGUAUCGAGGCUGUAUAAACGCUCGUUCGUUUCUCUGGACUGCUUGGAAUUAUGAUUUACUCUCAGUUAUAUUCAUAUGCAUUGAGCAGAGUAAUGAAAUCUUUUAUUAUACGUAUAAUCUAUAUUCGAACAACCAGAAUAUAUGCAAGGAUAUGGAAUUCGAUAAAACAAGUAAUCUAAAGGGAUACGCAAUUCGAUUAAACGCUGUUGAGAUGGAACCGUUCAUAACAAUUAAUUCAUCUGCACACAAUGCAGAUAAAUUUCACGGUCAUAAUAGUGAAAUCAUUAAAAUACUCGUAAAUAAACUACGAGCGACCUUAAGUGUUAAAGUGUGUGACAAACACCACGACCUCGAUAGUAUAAGACCCAAUGGUACUUUGCGAGGUAUGCUGACCUCCAUAAGCGACGGCAAAGUUGACAUAGGCAUGAACACGAGAGCUUUACACGUAUUAUGGAAGGUCAAAUACACGUAUCCUCAAUUGAGGUCAGGUCUUUGCAUGAUAACGCAACCGAUCCCAGAAGUAUCACAGUUCACCAAGCUAAUAACAUUUAUGUCGCCGGAAGUAAUAGCAGGCAUGAUCAUAACAUGUUUGCUCAUUUAUCUAAUUUUUGCGAAUAACAAGGGAUACAUUAAGGCCGGACUGCAAGUGAUCAGACUCGUGGUCUGCGUAGGAGUGUUUCGCCCGCCGAAAAUCAGUUCCACCAGAAUCUUUCUAUGCAUGGCACUCAUUCUGUUCCUGAACGUGAAUGCUCUUUUCCAAAGUCACCUGUUAUCUUUGCUCACCGUGCCGAUCUAUAAACGUGAUAUAGACACCUUAGAAGGGAUUAAGUAUUUAUCAAGGACAGGUUAUUUCGAAGAAACCUGCUGA